Messenger RNA from Schistocerca cancellata (South American locust), 1654 nucleotides. Its product is annotated as trans-1,2-dihydrobenzene-1,2-diol dehydrogenase-like. The record is from RefSeq and is a predicted model, not a curated record. The transcript has 6 exons. Gene Ontology annotation, molecular function: nucleotide binding. Bases 18 to 1220 code for a protein of 400 amino acids. NCBI's taxonomy places the organism in Eukaryota, Metazoa, Arthropoda, Insecta, Orthoptera, Acrididae.
AGACAUUUACAGGUCGGAUGACCAUUGAACCGCUAACACCCUCAUAUCAAAACACUUCCUUCUCUGAAUAUAAGGUAACAUCUCUGCUGCUCAGUGCUAAUUACAAAGAUAAGCUUAUCAUCACACAGGACAGAAAGUGUUGUGGACGCCAAGGUUGUAAGUCGGCGAAGGACCUUAGGGAAAAUUUAUUGUAUUAUCUGCAAACAACUUGUAUUUUAAGGAUGGCAACAAAAUGGGGAAUUGUAAGUGCUGGUAAAAUCAGUCAUGACUUUGUUGUUGCUUUAAGCACACUCUCCCAGGAAGAACACAAAGUUGUGGCUGUGGCUGCCAGAGAUCUUGAAAGAGCACAGGCCUUUGCAGACCUUCAUAAAAUUCCUUCUGUAUAUGGUUCAUAUGAAGAACUUGCAAAAGAUCCUAAUGUUGAUGUUGUAUACAUUGGAGCUGUCCAUCCACAGCAUCUUCCUAUUGGAAAGAUGAUGUUGAAUAAUGGGAAGCCUAUACUCUGUGAAAAGCCAUUGACUAUGAAUUUGAAAGAAACAACUGAACUGAUUUCAUUAGCGAGGGAGAAAGGAUUGUUUUUGAUGGAAGCAAUUUGGUCUCGUUGUUUUCCUGCAUAUGACAUGCUGAGAAGGGAAAUGGAAGCAGGGAAUCUGGGUGAAAUCGUCCAGGUUAUUGUUAAUUUUGGCUUUCCAAUAGAAAGUGUGGACCGCAUGAGGUUGAAGGAGCUUGGUGGUGGAACUAUACUUGAUCUAGGAGUUUACUGCCUGCAGCUAGCUGUGCUCGUAUUUGGUCCUGUGAAUCCGACACACAUUGUUGCUUUGGGACAUUUAAAUGAGUUUGGAUGUGAUGAGAGCAUGGCAUGUGUUUUAAAGUAUGAAGGUGGUAAAACAGCAGUUCUGAGCACAAAUGCUCGUGCACUUCUUCCAAAUGAAGCAUAUAUAAUUGGGACUAAAGGAAGUAUAAAAAUACCAAACUUUUGGUGCCCUACGAGUUUGGCAACACCAGAGAAGACAUGUGAUUUCAUACUACCAACAGCAUCAAAGUCAUUUAAUUUUGUAAAUAGUGCAGGUCUACGCUAUGAAGCUAUGGAAGUUCGCCGUUGCUUGAGGGAAGGAUUGCUAGAAAGCCCCAAAAUAACCCAUGCUGAAAGUAAACUGAUUGCUGAAUUGGAAGACAAAUUGAGAAAAGAAAUUGGAGUUACAUAUGUACAAGAUGAGUAGUUGAAGCUUGGUAUUCAUUUGCACACUAUGUUAGCAAAAAGGUGUUAUUUUCAUAAUUACGUGCAUUUUCAGGGAAAACUGGGAGUAAAAUGUACAUAUGUGAGUCUGUGGAUGUUGUGAUAAUGCUUGACAGACUUUCUUGAAUUUUAUUUUUGUGCUUAGCAAUAUUCAUAAAAUAUUGUAGCGCUCAGCUGUGUUUUACUCAACCGCCUGUCAGCAUCUUAAAUUCUCAUGGGUUUUAUGUGUAAUAUAUUGGUUAUGUUAUGACUGUAACAAGUAGAGUACUGAUGAGAGGACGUACAGCAUAAAGUCAAAAAUGAAAAAUACAAAUAUGAAAAUAGUAGUGACUAGUUUGCUGUAAAUUAUCUCAUAAGUAACAUUAAAUUCUAGUUUAGUGGAUCUCUAUGAAAAUUUGUAACUCUUUUUUUUUUUUU